AUGACGAAUCACCAUAGCUUGGGUGAUGCUAGCACCCGAUUUUGUUUCUUGAAGGCGUGGACAUCGAUUGCUCAAUCCGGAACAGAUGAGUUGUUUUUAACUAAUGGGACUUUACCCGUUUAUGAUCGACUUGUCAAGUACCCGAAACUAGAUGAAAGUUAUCUGAAAAACGCAAAGGUCGAAACUUUUAACGAAGAAUAUCAACCACAAAGCCUUUCUGGGCCAACUGAUAAACUCCGAGCCACAGUUAUCUUUGACGCGAAGUGUCGUGAAUCGGUUGAAGAAACUGAAGCACGCAAAGAUGAGGCAGAACUAUUCGGUUUCACCAUCGAUUGUAGGGCACGUUUGGAUCCACCGAUCCCUGCAGCUUACUUUGGUAAUUGUGUUACAUUUACAAUGGCGUUGGAAAAAACUAGUCUUUUAAUGGGAAAGGAAGGAUUCGUCACUGCUGCUAAACUGCUUGGAGAAAGUCUACACAAGACCUUGACCGAUAAGGAUGGAAUCGUGAAAGAUUUUGGGUCGUUCGAAGAUUUGUUCGCCAAGAUGAUGCCAACGUCAUGGAUAGGGGUUGCGGGAACACCAAAGCUUAAAUUUUACGAUUUGGAUUUUGGAUGGGGGAAGCCCAAAAAGCAUGAAACAAUUUCCAUAGAUUUUAAUGGAUCCAUAUCCAUGGCUGCCUGUAAAGAAUCGAACGAAGACCUGGAGAUUGGUUUGUGUCUUUCUGCUACUGAGAUGGAGGCUUUUGUUAGUAUCUUUAAUGAUGGACUAGAGGCGUACGUACAUGUAGAUUAA
This is a messenger RNA of Lactuca virosa, 792 nucleotides long. The record is from the annotation of a GenBank genome assembly. NCBI's taxonomy places the organism in Eukaryota, Viridiplantae, Streptophyta, Magnoliopsida, Asterales, Asteraceae.